This is a messenger RNA of Letharia columbiana, 390 nucleotides long. RefSeq lists its product as uncharacterized. The transcript has a single exon. Lineage: Eukaryota; Fungi; Ascomycota; Lecanoromycetes; Lecanorales; Parmeliaceae. The record is from RefSeq and is a predicted model, not a curated record. The coding region runs from base 1 to 390 and encodes 129 amino acids.
AUGUCCGAAAUAUUCACCGUCGAAGGAGCUUUCCAGCUCUCCCUCUCCAACCUUACACAAUUGACUGUAGGGAGAACAUCAAAUAUUAUUGUUAGCAGCCCCUCUCACAGCGAGCCAAGACUCGCAUCUGCUUGGAUUAUACCUGUGGACGAUGCCAUCUUCCGCGAUGACUCCGAAAUGCUAAGCGUGGAGAAACCUCGUUUUCGUGAUCAGCAUAAAGAACACCGGGUAGACCUCUGGGUAACCGAGCAUGGCACUGGAGCCCCGCGACGCGCUCUGAGGAGCAAACUGUGUCACUGGCUGAGAGGUUCUGUUUAUAACAUCAAUGGUGGACGAGAAGGUGGGUCCUUCGGCAAGUGGCAAGAUGAUGGUGAUGCGGAUGACGGAUAA